Messenger RNA from Lymnaea stagnalis (great pond snail), 491 nucleotides. Lineage: Eukaryota; Metazoa; Mollusca; Gastropoda; Lymnaeidae. The record is from the annotation of a GenBank genome assembly.
ACAUCUAUAGUUUUAAUUGAUGAACAUUUCUAUAAUGUUAUUGUUACAGCACAUGCUUUUGUAAUAAUUUUUUUUAUAGUUAUACCUAUAAUAAUUGGAGGAUUUGGGAAUUGGAUAGUACCUUUAUUAAUUGGGGCUCCAGAUAUAAGUUUUCCUCGAAUAAAUAAUAUAAGUUUUUGGUUACUUCCCCCUUCCUUUGUACUCCUUUUAUGCUCUAGAAUAAUUGAAGGUGGAGUAGGUACUGGGUGAACAGUAUAUCCCCCCUUAAGAGGGCCUAUUGCUCAUAGUGGUUCAUCUGUAGAUUUGGCUAUUUUCUCAUUACAUUUAGCAGGUUUAUCUAGAAUUUUAGGUGCUAUUAAUUUUAUUACAACAAUUUUCAAUAUACGGUCACCGGGUAUUACUUUAGAACGAAUAAGGUUAUUUGUAUGGUCAGUAUUAGUAACAGCUUUUUUACUAUUACUUUCUUUACCUGUUUUAGCUGGAGCUAUUAC